This is a messenger RNA of Nematostella vectensis (starlet sea anemone), 2621 nucleotides long. RefSeq names its product N-sulphoglucosamine sulphohydrolase. Gene Ontology annotation, biological process: glycosaminoglycan catabolic process; heparan sulfate proteoglycan catabolic process. The transcript has 4 exons. NCBI's taxonomy places the organism in Eukaryota, Metazoa, Cnidaria, Anthozoa, Actiniaria, Edwardsiidae. The coding region runs from base 14 to 1606 and encodes 530 amino acids. Gene Ontology annotation, molecular function: N-sulfoglucosamine sulfohydrolase activity. The record is from RefSeq and is a predicted model, not a curated record.
AAAUGUCACGUGUAUGUCACGUGCGUGUCGGAAGAUGGCGGUUGUUCGCCGCACCAUUGCUCUUUGUCGGCAUGUCGCGAUUUCAAAGAUCCCUUUAGCCCUUUUAGUGCUGCUAAUCUCGAGCGCAGAGUCUCGUAAGAAUGUCUUGCUGAUUAUCGGAGACGAUGCUGGGUUUGAAUCACAGGUUUAUAACAAUUCCGUAUGCAAAACACCGCACCUCAAUGCGCUUGCAAGUCGCGGUCUGGUGUUCCGUAACGCGUUCACCUCGGUCAGUAGCUGCUCCCCUAGCCGAUCUGCUAUCCUUACAGGACUCCCCCAACACCAGAAUGGCAUGUAUGGACUUAAGCAAAAUGAGCAUCACUUCCAUUCCUUUGAUGCAGUAAAAAGCCUCCCACUUCUCCUCAAACAACAUGAUAUACGGACAGGAAUAAUUGGGAAGAAACAUGUCGCUCCUCUUCAGGUUUAUCCAUUUGACUUUGCAUACACAGAAGAACAUAACCAAAUCAAUCAAGUUGGGAGAAACAUCACAUAUAUGAAAGAGCUGGUUAAAAAAUUCCUGCAAGAGUCUAUUGAUGACCCCCGCCAAUUCUUUCUUUACAUCGCUUUCCACGAUCCCCACAGAUGUGGACACACAAGUCCUCAAUUUGGGAGUUUCUGUGAAAAGUUUGGCAAUGGUGAUCCAGGCAUGGGUACCAUUCCUGACUGGACACCAGUGCUGUACAAGCCAGAAGAUGUUGUGGUGCCCUACUUUGUCCAGGACACUCCAGCGGCCAGGGCAGACAUCGCAGCUCAGUACACUACAAUCAGCAGACUGGACCAGGGAAUUGGUAUUUUCCUGGAAGAGCUCAAGGUAGCAGGUUUUGAUAAAGACACUUUGGUAAUCUUCAGUUCAGAUAAUGGUAUUCCUUUUCCAAGUGGCCGAACAAAUCUCUUUGAUCCCGGUAUGAAAGAGCCAUUUAUUGUCUCAUCUCCAUAUCACACUAAGCGUUGGGGAGAGGUUAGUGAAGCUUUUGUUAGCUUGGUAGAUAUAGUUCCUACGGUUUUGGACUGGUUCAGUAUUGAGUAUCCAUCGUAUGAAAUUUAUGGCUACAACAAAGUGGAGUUAACUGGGACCUCAGUGCUUCCUAUUUUAGAAAAAGAACCUUCAUCAGGAUGGGAUACAGUGUACGCAAGCCACAACCUUCAUGAAGUAUCCAUGUACUAUCCCAUGAGAGUACUGCGCACAAAGAACUACAAGCUCAUUCAUAAUCUGAAUUACAAGAUGCCGUUCCCCAUAGACCAGGACUUCAUGAUUUCACCAUCGUUUCAGGAUCUUUUGAAUCGAACAAGUAAGGGUGAGCCCACAAACUGGUAUAAGACAAUCCAGCAGUAUUACUACCGACCACGGUGGGAACUGUAUGAUAUCAUUAAGGACCCCCAUGAGAUGAACAAUCUAGCAACGAAGGAAAAAUUUAAAGUAGUGUUCAAGGGACUUAAAAAGAAGUUGAACAUUUGGCAGAAUAGUACUAAUGAUCCUUGGAUAUGUGCUCCAGGUGGUGUCCUUGAAAAUCGAGGGUGGUACCCUAGGUCUGGUGUAUGUCUUCCCAUGCAUAAUGACCUUGAUUAGGGUUGAUUGACACUUGACACUUCAACUUAAUACAGUCGAACCUCUAUUAAGCGGUCACCCUCGGGACUUAGCUUAGUGACCGCUUAAUAGAGGUUGACCGCUUAAUAGAGGUUUCGCUAUUUUAGCCCCUAAAUUAGCGUAAAUCGGGCUGUCAUUAUACGUAAGAACUUUUCAUUAUAAUAAACAACAAUAACAAUCAUGUUAGCCCUAAGACGGGGCCUGGUGCAUUCCAAUUUCAUCCAGAAAUGUUUGAAAUCGCCUAGUCAGUUUGUUUUUGCCUAUACGGCUCUGUGGCUUUGCCCAAUUCUAUGGGCAUGAGCUACUUUCGCUGGCGUUAUGUAAAGUAAAUGAGUGCGUUAAGGUGAAGUUACACGCGUCGUUUCCGUCGAUAUCCGUCAUUAAGCGUUUGCGCAAUUUUGGAAGCCGAAUCAAAAACUCGCAGUGCGUUGCUGUACCCAAAAACUCACAAAUCUGACCCAGUUGCAUUCAUUCGGGGAUACCAUGAAUACAUGACUGAGUGGGAACCAGCAAGAAGAAGAUGUUUACAAACUUAUGCGGGAACCAACUAACAUAAAGGAUCCGAAUGCUGUUGCAAUCGUAAGAGAAAAAGCCGACAAAACAGUGAUGGAGACGGUCACCCGAAUACUCUAGUUGACGAUUUCGAAGUUAUCAGGCAUAUUCCCAAACUGAUGUCAACGUGGGUUACCAAAUAUCUCAAAAGACCUACGAACUGUGAGAAAGUCGUAGUCAAAGGGAAGUGGGUGGACAGAGGUGGUGGCUAUGGACUCGAGAUUCCUUGUGAAUACAUAUUUGAAGGUGAAGGUUUUUCUACUAGCUGGCUAAAGCGGAAAUUGGUAAUCGAGGAAUUUGAUGCGACUGGUCCGCACAGUAAUUAGAUUAAACAGUUAAAAAUAUGACAAAAUAUGACGUGCACUAUCUGUUGUCAUGCUGACAAAUAUUGAUGAUGACCGUUUAAUAGAGGUGAAAAACAAUAAAAUCAACCAAUUGGGACCCU